AAAAAAACAUUAAAAACUUUCUAUACGAACUAAUAAAUAAUUUUAUUGUUAUAAAAUGAAAUAAAAAGUACAAAUAUAUGUCUACAUACUUAAGUAUAUGAUUUAAAAGUUAUUCGACGUUAUAGAGGGCUAAUAUUUUGUAAUAAUACGUUCCAAUGAUACGAGAGGAAAGGUAUGCACGUUUAUUGCGUUUAAAAAAUUCGCUAAUACUUAAGCGGAAGUAUAAAUUGUCAAAAUAUAAAACGUAAUGAAUCUUUCUCACUCAUUAAAAUUAUGGACGUAUUUAAAGAUACAUUAAAGUACUAGUUAGGUCACGAUAUUGAUAAUUUUCGCAAGACCACUCUACUUGUGUGGUCGUACCUUUAUCAUGAAAGAUUCGAUAACUUUAAAAAAUUUUCUGAUUGCGUAAUAUACUCGUACAUUAUCUUAUUACAUUAAAGAUAUAAUUAUUAUAUCGUUAAUAGAUAUAAUUAUUAUUAUUAUUUAUAUUUUUUAUUAUUAUUAUUGCGGCUAUACUCUCCGUAAAAGACAUGUACCGUACAUACAAAGUUUUAAUAAAAGGUCGUAUACUGUGGUCAUGUAGUAAAUGAUAACGUUAAAGUGUGGUCGUAGGUUGAUCAACACGGUCGUCAACAAAGAUCUCGAAGGCCAACGAUACUUCGUUCUGGUUACAGACAUGGAUAAUAAAGUUUUUCUGUUUAUCUCUUGAACUCGCCUCGUCACAACUCCUCCUCGGUCAAGUAAAUAAAUUUAUAAAUCGUGCUAGAAGUUCUCGUACGUGCGUUAGUACUAUCUCGUCUCUCGGGAAGAAUUUGUCACGUUAAAAAUAGUUAAUUUUUCUCCCGUCGUUACUUUCACUUUCGAUUAAACAAAUCAAAAACGAUUUAUACAAGCUCAUUAAAUCCGUUAUAGAUCGUACAUUAUACGAUUCUUUUUUACCAGUCGAUGAUCAAAUCAAAGCAAUCUGAUUGUGACUAUAUGAGUCUUAUAAUUGUUGAGAAGUAUCCAGAUCAAAAAUUGGUGGAAGUGCUCGAAAGCGAAGCUUCUAGUAGAUCAAACAAAAUUGAUUGUAAAAAAAUGGCUGCAGUACCACAAGCAGCGUUUGCAGCGAGCAAAGUCCGACAUAAUGAGAAACAUGAUAAUAAUAUGAUAUCAGUGAUAGAAGGAAAAGAAAAAGCAAGCAAAGAAAACACAUACAAUGGUAGAUUCUACCUAGAAGGUUGGGAACUCACGCCCUUGAAAUAUAACAGCAAACUGAUGAACAGCAUUUGGGGUUUAUAUAACCGUUAUUCUGUACAUAAUUUCAAGAAAAAUACUGAUGCUGACGAAGGAUUCUUAGCGACUGUAUGGCAGACGGUUUAUUCAAAUCCUUCUUCCGUUAUGUCUGCUUCAGUCGUUUCAGCUUCGACUACUAUGGAAACUCCUCGCAUCUUAGGUACCAGAAAUGGUAUCUGAUGGAUCGAAUAUUUCCAAUAUGAUAGUUUCGAGGGUUGCAUUUACUAUGAAUAUAUCAUCAGCAGUCAAUAAAAUAGCGUACCAAUUAAUUUUAUGCUAGUAGGAGAAUAUUUAAAUUAACCCUUUCUAUUAAUCUUAUUCUAUCAUACAGGAAAAAGUAUGAUUGUUUUUAAAUAUCUUAAUAUAUACUUGAAAUGUAACAAUUAAUCGAAAAGUUAAUAUUUUUCGAAAUAUAAAAAUAAUAGUCCAAACUACUAAACUAUAGACAAGCUAAUGAGCUAUGCGCAGUUCUCAAUUCACGGGAAUAGUGUUUUUUUUUUUACUACUCGUGAUAGUUACUAGAAUAACAAAUGAGAAUCAGGCUUUUUCGAAUAAUCAAGAUAAUUGUUUAUUUAAUUUUAAACAGUUAUAUUCGUAUUUUGAUAUGUAAAUAUAUAUGUAUCCAAAUUUACGAUAUAUGUAUUUCUAUAUGUUAAGAUAAUUUACGAAAAUUUCUUACUACAGUGUAAAGUUAACUGGUUCGUUAACUGGAAUAGGAACAGUAAAUAAACUGUUAUUUGCCAUGAA
Vespa velutina is the source of this 2022-nucleotide messenger RNA. RefSeq lists its product as uncharacterized. The transcript has 3 exons. The record is from RefSeq and is a predicted model, not a curated record. Lineage: Eukaryota; Metazoa; Arthropoda; Insecta; Hymenoptera; Vespidae. The coding region runs from base 946 to 1455 and encodes 169 amino acids.